GAGCCCUUUGGCUGAUGUCUGCGGCCUGCUGAUGCUGGGAGCACCUUUACUUGCCUUUGCUCUUGAAGCCAAUGUGGGCUCUGAAGGAGAUCUCACUUUGGCUCUCUGGGCUCAGAGCCAGCCUCCAAACUGAAUAAGAGGAAGCCCAAGGCCUGAAAAAUCAACCACGAUGUUCAGCGAGAGGGACCCGGCAGAACACAAAGAAAGCCAGCAGAAGAAGACGGUGGACUGGUCCUGGUCGCUCGUCCUGGCAGCUCUCGUUGGAGCCUUCGGAUCAUCCUUCCUCUACGGGUACAACCUCUCGGUGGUGAACGCGCCCACGCCGUAUAUCAAGGCCUUUUACAAUGCAACCUGGUACAGAAGACAUGGACAUCCCAUAGACCCCAAUACCUUGACCCUGCUCUGGUCUGUGACUGUGUCCAUAUUCGCGAUUGGUGGCCUGGUGGGGACGCUAAUGGUGAAGAUCAUCGGAAAGUUUCUUGGGAGGAAGUACACGCUGCUGGCCAAUAAUGGAUUUGCGAUUUUGGCAUCAUUGCUAAUGGCCUGCUCACUCCAGUCAGGAGCCUUUGAAAUGCUCAUUGUGGGACGGUUCAUCAUGGGCGUGGAUGGAGGCAUCGCACUCAGUGCGCUCCCCAUGUACCUCAAUGAGAUCUCCCCCAAGGAGAUCCGAGGCUCACUGGGCCAGGUGACUGCCAUCUUCAUCUGCAUCGGCGUGUUUGUUGGGCAGCUGCUGGGCUUGCCUGAGCUCCUGGGAAAGGAGAGCACCUGGCCAUACCUGUUUGGAGUGAUCGUUGUUCCUGCCUUGGUCCAGCUGGCAAGCCUGCCAUUUCUCCCUGAGAGCCCACGCUACCUCCUCCUUGAAAAGGACGACGAGGCAGGAGCCAUGAGAGCCUUCCAAACGUUUCUGGGCAAAGAAGAUGUCUCCCGAGAGCUGGAGGAGGUACUGGCUGAGAGCCGUGUGCAGAGGAACGUCCACCUGGUGUCCGUGCUGGAGCUGCUGAGGGCACCUUUUGUCCGCUGGCAGGUCAUCACUGUCAUUAUCACCAUGGCCAGCUACCAGCUGUGUGGACUCAAUGCAAUCUGGUUCUAUACCAAUAGCAUCUUUGGGGAAUCUGGGAUCCCUCAGGACAAGAUCCCAUACAUCACGCUGAGCACCGGUGGAACUGAGACCCUAGCUGCCAUCUUCUCUGGCCUGGUCAUCGAGCGCCUAGGACGGAGACCUCUCCUCAUUGGAGGCUUUGGGCUGAUGGCCCUCUUCUUUGGGACCCUCACUGUGACCCUGACCCUGCAGGACAAAGCCCCCUGGGUCCCUUACCUAAGCAUUGUGUGCAUCUUGGCCGUCAUCGCCUCAUUCUGCAGCGGCCCAGGUGGGAUCCCGUUCAUCCUGACCGGCGAGUUCUUCCAGCAGUCAGAGCGGCCAGCGGCCUUCAUUAUCGCAGGCACAGUCAACUGGCUCUCCAACUUCGCUGUGGGGCUCCUUUUCCCCUUCAUGCAGAAAAGCCUGGACUCCUACUGCUUCCUUGUCUUUGCCACAGUGUGCAUCAUGGGAGCUGUCUACUUCUAUUUGGUCCUCCCAGAGACCAAGAACAGGACCCAUGCAGAAAUCAGCCAGGUCUUCGCCAAGAGGAACAAGGCUCAGCCCCCAGAGGAGAAGGCUAACAGCCAGCCUGCACCAGAUCCAUCCUCCACGCUGGACAGCCAUGGCGAAAUCCAAAUGUCUAAAUAUGUAAUCUCACUAUAGGACCCCAAGGCCUUCCCGAAACUUAGAAGGUUUCAGCCGAUUGAAGCCAUGAGACUCUCAUACUGGGGUGUUAGGAAGAAGCUGGGGACAAUCAGAUCUCACAGCUGUGUCUUCACAGCUACCCCUUCCAAACUCCCUGGAAGCAUUCCCUAGGUUUGGUGCACUCAGCAUUCUACACGGACCAAAGGUCGCCCUCUUCAUGACCGAACCUGUAGUUUUGAAAUAAAGUUGGGGGAAAGGGAUCGGGUUGCCCACUCAAAGGAAGGACUUUUCAUCUGAUGGACAAUCAUUGGAAAGAAAAUGACAGACCUGGACUUGUCCUUGCUAUGCUGUUGCUAAGCAACCCUGACCUGCCCUUGGCCUCCAGAGUCCUGGACUUGGUCCUGCAUGGAGGCUUUCUGACACCCAUGGGAAGAUUCUAGGUCGACACUAACAAAUGCCUGUUGCUAAUCUACCUCUGCCCUGUGGACCUGAGGCUUUGGAACACCUCUUACCAGCCCACCACCUUCUGCACCUACCGAGACAGGCUUUGUCCCCAGCGCUCACGGUUUCCAGGUCUGAGGCUGUCUUUAGUUCAGACUGUUACAGGAGAGCACACGGAAGAUCAAUAAAUAAUAGUGUUAAGAAUUUUUCCUAACGCGAGCUCUCUGCCGACACAAAAAUUGCAAUCAAGCCAAAUCACAACAAGCCAAAUUUAAAAAAUAUCCAGAUUUAAUGGGAUUCCUGUGCUCCUGGGUGGCCCCGAGGGGGAACCAGGAGGCUGCGAAGGCGACCACCACUGUGGGGAGAGGAAAGAGGCCAGGAGGAAACUUGCCAAGAAAGCAGUUUAAGUAGACUGAGGGAGCGGUUUUGGCAGGCUCGUCUUGACCAACACUUGGCGGGCACAGGGAAGGGGCCUCCAAAGAUGGAGGCCAGAGACCAGGGCUUACAAAUAUGAGAAAGAACUUUCUGGCAACUAGGGGGCAGAGACUACAAGUUGAGCUCUGACCACUGAGAAUGACACUAAGACUAAACCUAGAAUUGAUGGAAAAGAACACUGGGAUUGAUUAGUAAUGCCUGCUCUGGAUGAAGGAAUGAGAGUCUCUGCUCCUGAGCCUCCUGUUCGCAGUGUGAAGGAGAUUUAUCUUCAGAGGUCACAAGUUGCCUGGAAAGACACUCCUUAUCACUCAGAGUGCUCAUGUGAAGGCUGGGAGAAUCACCUGCCUCAACAGCUGUUAAGGGAGUCAAAGAAUCGUAUGUACAAUAGGGUGUUUGAGUGGGUGUCUGGAGCAACUUUUAUCUUGCCAUCAUUAUACAUGAUUUAUGAUGUUUGGCUGAGUCUCUUCUUCUGCCCCUAAAACAAAGUACCUAUGACAAAUGUCAUAAGCAAAUGGCAGGUUCUUAAACUGGCAUUGGUGUGUUUAAGUUUAGAAUGCCUUAUAAGGCAUGGUACCAGACGGGGAAGUCCCCAGGCGAAGCAGCACUGCUGUUUUCCCGCCUACUCUAGACAAGGGUGGACUGAUUUUCCCUCACUCUUCAUCUGGGCUUCUCCAUGGGUGCCUUGCCAGCUCAGGGCACCGUGCCAUCCAGCACUGGUUUGGACAGUGUGUGUGCAUAUGGAGAGAACGUAAUACGUGGAUUUGACAAGUGCCAUCACCAAGGGAGCCAAGUAAAUUGCAAAGCAGAAAUCCUAACAUUUGAAAGCUGUCGUUCACUUGGAAAUUUAAGAAUUCUGUCAAUAAAUAUUUAUUAGCUAGUAACUAAUCUGCCUCGGCUGGGUACUGGAGAUAUGUCUAUGGGAAAGGAAACACCCAGCCCUGCCCUACACACUCAUGUCUGACGGAGAAGAGGGAGAGUCACAGCACUAUUGUGAGGCGCAGUGCCAUCCGUACCGGGUGAACAGUGGUGUGGGGACGUCUAGCAGGAGGAGCUGGGUGGCAGCCGAGAAAGGAAUGCCUUCCCAGACAAGAGACAGAGCAGAGCCAGGACGAGUGUGACUGUGAGGCCAGAGGACAGUAAUUAUUUUUGCAUGUUCUUAUAUUUGAAAUUAUAAUGAAGCCACACUACAGACAUUUUUUGAAAAAUAAAUCUCAUAAUAGAACUGA
Alexandromys fortis (reed vole) is the source of this 3825-nucleotide messenger RNA. It is a transcript of the gene Slc2a9, whose product is annotated as solute carrier family 2 member 9. The record is from RefSeq and is a predicted model, not a curated record. Lineage: Eukaryota; Metazoa; Chordata; Mammalia; Rodentia; Cricetidae. Gene Ontology annotation, biological process: monosaccharide transmembrane transport. The transcript is spliced from 13 exons. Gene Ontology annotation, molecular function: hexose transmembrane transporter activity. The coding region runs from base 170 to 1741 and encodes 523 amino acids. Gene Ontology annotation, cellular component: plasma membrane.